GUCAGCCGUCUGUCUGGCACAGAUGUGUGUUGAUGUGCUUCCAGCUGUUUUUGGGGAAUCGUGGUGUCUGGACCCACGGUCUGGACUAGAGGAUCCUCCCAUACGGCGUGUGAGAUCAUCACACUUUUAAUUAGACCAGAUCCGCCAGUUACGGGGAUGUCGGCCGGUCCCUCUCAGCCUUUUAAAAGCAGCCAGUCGAAACCUUCAGCGGACAGACAGACAGAGGCUCGAACAAGUUGCAGAUUUACAUGAAGAUGCCUUCCACGGUACCUUGUGCUGUUAUUUUGCUGGCAUUUGUCUUGACAUUUAGCGCUGCUCAGACGAGCUGCAAAGGACGAUGUGGUGCUGAGUACUACAGGGGUUACACGUGCCAGUGUGAUUAUACCUGCCUGUCCUACGGAGAGUGCUGCAAAGACUACAAAUCUCAAUGCACCACAAAAGACUCCUGUAAAGGUCGAUGUGGAGAAAACUUCCAAAGAGGUCAGCUGUGUAGCUGCGACUCCGAGUGCAUCAAGUACAAGCAGUGUUGUCCAGAUUACAAGACCCACUGUGAUGCAGAGGAUGACCAUUCAGUUUUACUGGUUGGUCCAACAUCAUAUCCACCAGAUGAUCCCAGUGAUGAUACGUACACCCAGAUCCUUCCAAAUGACGAAGUUCCCAACAAUGGACUAGAGGUGGCCAGUCCAAUCCCUGAGGGCACCAGUGGCUACGGAUCAGCCACAGCCGACCUGCAGGAUCACGGUUCUACCGAAACCACCCCGGACCCUGAGACCCUGGAGCUCAGUACAGAGGCAAUAACACACCUUUCUCAGGCAGAAAUUACUCCCCCAGAUAAUGAACCCACACAGGCCGACGACAGCCCUUCCACCCUUCACGUGACAAGUGGGGAAGCCCCCACUGAGGGCACAGAUGCCAGUGAUCCUCUUAGCUCAACCUACCCAGGAACGACUCUCCCUCAGCCCACAACAGCGGCUGCUCAUGUCUCCAACCAGCCAAUAGCAACCUCAGCGCCCCAGGCAGGGGUUUCUCCUACAGCCAGCACCCGAGAGCUGGAGAUGGUAGAGCAGGCAACAGUACAACCUGAGGGUGACACUUUUCCUGAGCUACAGAAGACAGAUCCAACUGAAGCCUCUUCUGAUAAGCCAGAGGUUACAACCCAACCCUCCAGCACAGUGGCUUCAAUAUCUACAGGACCCCCACAGGACUUCACAGUCUUGGAAAAGUCUCAGGUCACCACCAUAUCUGCCUCGUCGGGGUUGGCCCUGACACCCACCCCAGACGCAACCACUUCAAACCCCGGACCAGAUGAUACUGAGAGCAACUCAGAGGAUGCCACGGCAAGCCCCCCCCCUCUUCUGGCAGACCUUCAAGACCCUUCCACCAGUGUUUCUCCAGCGGGGCUCGGGAACACGUCAGAGCUUGUCCUGACGACCCACAUUCCCUCAUCGUCAGCUUCAGCGCAGGAUGAUACUACAGCUGACGUUAUACCACGAGUAUAUACCACCGCUGAUCCAGCGAAAGUCACCCCGGACCUGACCAAACCCCAGAACAAACCUGACCCAUACAAGACCUUGCCAACUAAAUCAACUCUGGCUAAACCUACCUCCAAACCUGAGAGUAAGCCUCUGGACACUGCACAAAUUCUGAGCAUAGACGAUCCAAGAGACUACCAAGCAGAUGACAGCAACGAUACAAACCUGUGUAAUGGGCAGCCGGCCAGUGCGGUUACCACACUGAGGAAUGGCACAACGGUGGCUUUCAGAGGGCACUUCUUCUGGCUACUGGACAGAAAUAUGGUGCCAGGUCCGGCCCAAGGCAUUACACAAGUGUGGGGCGUCCCCUCCCCCAUUGACACCGUUUUCACCCGCUGCAACUGCCAGGGAAAAACAUACAUUUUCAAGGGAGCGCUGUACUGGAGAUUUGAAAAUGAUGUUUUGGACCCUGGCUAUCCUAAAGUCAUCGCAACAGGCUUUGAUGGGCUUCAGGGCCACAUCACAGCCGCUCUGUCUGUGCCUCAGUACCGGAGGAGGACAGAGUCAGUCUUCUUCUUCCGGAGAGGGGGAUGGGUCCAGAAAUAUUCAUACCAGUUUGGCACCAGUUCAACGUGUGGCAAGAAAGUCCAGGCCUCCAUUUACACAGUGCGCAAGCGGAUGGCUCGGCAUGCAGUGUCUAAUCUUAAACCAGCCAUCAACAUCCGAACAUCCUGGAGAGGUUUUCCCUCAACCAUCACAGCCGCUGUGUCCAUCCCCACAAACACAGAACCGGAGGGAUACAAAUACUACGUCUUCUCAAGAUCCAAAUCCUACAAUGUGAGGAUGGAUGGUGAACAACCUGUCAUUGCUGCUCCUAAAGCCAACACGACACCUCAGAGCAACAAGUUCUUCAAAUGCCCAGAGAAAGUCUAGUUGAACAGCAGUCACUGUUUUUUUUUUAAAAAGUUGCCUUUCACAUUAAUUUUCUUGUAGUUUUAAAGUUUAUUACAUACGUCAUAAAACACACACUGCUUCAGCAUGGAGCGUGAUUACAAAAGGUAAUUUCCAAGUACAUUAAAAACAAGAGCAAAACAAAAUACAACAGGCCUCAGACCAAGUGAACAAUUAUCCAGACUGAAUGCAGAAUCUGAAUGCUCUGAUUGGAAAAUGUGUAAAGUGUUUCUGAAGGGAAUGACGAGUUGUCCAGUCGUGCUUGCCGAGCUUUCUGACUAGUGCUUCAUCUGGCAAAUCGUCUCCCGUGUACGCCCCGAGAGGGAAAUGCAUGACCUGUUGAGAUAUGAACAUUUUUUUUUCUUUUUU
Molecule: messenger RNA, 2792 nt
Organism: Xiphias gladius (swordfish)
Lineage: Eukaryota; Metazoa; Chordata; Actinopteri; Istiophoriformes; Xiphiidae
Gene: prg4b
Product: proteoglycan 4b
Exons: 13
Coding region: 249-2405 (718 amino acids)
Biological process (GO): immune response
Molecular function (GO): polysaccharide binding; scavenger receptor activity
Source: RefSeq, a predicted model, not a curated record